AUGCAGGCCCAACACAUCCUGACCACAGCCGUUAAACGGGGUGUGCGGGCGUCUCUGCCUCCUGCGUUUUUGGUCACGUCUCUGGAUGGAAUUCCUAAGCUGGAUGCGAAAACGGGAAAGACAAACACCAACGGCAUCUUCCAAUGGACGUCACCAUGGACAAAUAAAGAGAAGCUCACCACCCUUCUGUUUCCCAGAUUCAUAGCCCUGGCCAAAGCCGCAGUGCAGACUCUGCGGUCACAGCUGAUGACGUCCCACGCACACACCCAAAGCGACGCUGAGCGGAACAUCCUCAUCCGUUUAGUCUCCGUAUUUGAGCCUAAUCUGAACGAGUAUGAUGCACUGAUCACACUCAACCCCACCACUAUCACGCGUGCUAACGAGGCCGUUGCCGUGAGUGUGGGGGCCAGUGCUAAGGCGAGUGCUGAGGUGGGGGUGGAGAGUGGGAAGAAGAGCAGGAAAAGGAAGUACAAGAACCUGCAACCGCUGCAGGCCACAGGGCCCGAGAGCUUUGGUCAUCUGGCACUCUUCCUGUACAACGUCAACGGCGGACGUCACAUCGGUGUCGUCUGGGGCCACAAUGCCUUCGACAAAGUCAAGUUCAGCGUCAUGAAGAGCCGAUUCACCAGCCCAGUUGAUAUAAAGGAAAAGGAUGGCACCCUCACGGCCGCAUUCGUCAGAAUAGACCCGCAAUACGUACUGGAUGAGGUGGUGCGCAUGGGUACCGGUUUAGUGGAGAGUGUGAAAGCGGUACGACUGUCGUGA
Sphaeroforma arctica JP610 is the source of this 765-nucleotide messenger RNA. RefSeq lists its product as hypothetical. Gene Ontology annotation, cellular component: CURI complex; small-subunit processome; UTP-C complex. The record is from RefSeq and is a predicted model, not a curated record. The coding region runs from base 1 to 765 and encodes 254 amino acids. Gene Ontology annotation, biological process: tRNA export from nucleus; rRNA processing. Lineage: Eukaryota; Ichthyosporea; Ichthyophonida. The transcript has 4 exons.